Seriola aureovittata is the source of this 1683-nucleotide messenger RNA. It is a transcript of the gene kcnj11l, whose product is annotated as potassium inwardly rectifying channel subfamily J member 11, like. The transcript is spliced from 6 exons. Gene Ontology annotation, biological process: potassium ion import across plasma membrane; regulation of monoatomic ion transmembrane transport. Lineage: Eukaryota; Metazoa; Chordata; Actinopteri; Carangiformes; Carangidae. Gene Ontology annotation, molecular function: inward rectifier potassium channel activity. Bases 169 to 1479 code for a protein of 436 amino acids. Gene Ontology annotation, cellular component: plasma membrane. The record is from RefSeq and is a predicted model, not a curated record.
GAACUUGACUCGUGUCCUGGUGUUUGUGAGCACGUCUGAAACAUCCUGAUGUUGGACCGAUGGAGUAGGUGUCGUGUUGCUCUUCGACAUAAAUAAAAGCAUCAGUCAGUUUUUAGAGCUGCAGCUUCCGGAGCAGGUGUACAGGUGUGCAGCAGCAGCAGCAGCAUCAUGUUGGCCAGGAAGGGGCUCCUGCCGGACGGCUUCUUGCUGACCCGCCUGGCCGAGGACCAGAACCAGCCGAACCGCAGCCGCUCCAGGUCUCAGAGAGCCCGCUUCAUCACCAAGACCGGGUCCUGCAACGUGGCUCACAAGAACAUCAGGGAGCAGGGUCGGUUCCUGCAGGACGUCUUCACCACCAUGGUGGACCUGAAGUGGCAGCACUCCCUCCUCAUCUUCACCUCCGCCUUCCUCUGCUCCUGGAUGCUCUUCGCCAUGAUCUGGUGGCUCAUGGCCUUCGCUCACGGAGACCUGGAGCCUCGUGACCCCGAAGGCGAGCCGGGCCCCGUCCCCUGCGUCACCGCCAUCCACUCCUUCACCUCCGCCUUCCUCUUCUCCAUCGAGGUCCAGGUGACCAUCGGUUUUGGCGGCAGGAUGGUGACGGAGGAGUGUCCUCUGGCCAUCACCGUGUUGAUCAUCCAGAACAUCCUGGGUCUCAUCAUCAACGCCGUGAUGCUGGGCUGCGUCUUCAUGAAGACGGCCCAGGCCAACCGGCGAGCGGAGACGCUCAUCUUCUCCAGACACGCUGUCAUCGCUCCUCGAAACGGCCGGCCGACCUUCAUGUUCAGACUCGGAGACCUGAGGAAGAGUAUGAUCAUCUCUGCCACCGUGCAGCUGCAGGUGAUCCGGCGGACGGUGACGGCGGAGGGCGAGGUGAUCCCGGUGUGUCAGCUGGACAUUCAGGUGGAGAACCCUCUGAGGAGUAACGGCAUCUUCCUGGUUUCUCCUCUGAUCAUCAGCCACACCAUGGAGAGAGGGAGUCCUCUGUACGAGCUCUCCGCCCAGUCCCUGGCCUCCGAGGACCUGGAGAUCAUCGUCGUCCUGGAAGGUGUGGUGGAGACAACAGGGAUCACCAUGCAGGCCCGGACCUCCUACACCCCCGAGGAGAUCCUGUGGGGGCGCCGCUUCGUCUCCAUCAUCACAGAGGAGGACGGCCGCUACUGCGUUGACUACUCCAAGUUCGGCAACACGGUUCCGGUCCGGAUGCCGUCUCUCAGCGCCAAGGAGCUGGACCAGACAAGGGGAGUCCAGGAGGGGGGGUCCGAGGUCCAGCCGCAGGGAUGGGGGUUGGUCCGAGCCGGAAGAGGAGGUUUCCGCAGAGGAGGCCGGACCUGUGACAGCUCCGCCCCUCAGCCCUGGUACGCCCAAUCAGAGAAACCAGCGGAGAGAGAGGCGGAGCAGAAAGGACAGAAGAAGACAGUGCAGCUGGAGGUGAUUGGACGACAGAUUGAAGAGGACGGACUGGAAGACAUGAGUGACUGAACACCUGGAGACACUGUCCCCGCUCCACCUACAAACUGGAUUAUUAUUACACACAGUAUUUACCUCGACUCAUCCUCAGUCACAUGACGCUCUGAUCUGACUCCUCCCUACACUUCCAGCAGUUAAUGUAAAAUUAUUCAAAGAACAUUUAUUCUAAGAUUUAAAUGAUUGUAACCAAGUCUCAUAAUAAAACAGUCGACCGGA